This is a messenger RNA of Vicia villosa (hairy vetch), 603 nucleotides long. RefSeq lists its product as uncharacterized. Lineage: Eukaryota; Viridiplantae; Streptophyta; Magnoliopsida; Fabales; Fabaceae. The record is from RefSeq and is a predicted model, not a curated record. The transcript has a single exon. The coding region runs from base 1 to 603 and encodes 200 amino acids.
AUGUGCUCCUACAACAACAAUAUCGAGAAAAAGGGGUUUAAUAAAUACUCUGAUUUGAUAUCUUGUCUUCUUGUGGCUGAACAAAAUAAUGAGCUCUUGAUGAAAAAUCACGAGGCUCGUCCCGCAGGUACAGCUCCAUUCCCCGAAGUGAAUGUAGCAAGACACAAUUACUAUGUGCAAAAUCAUGGUCAUGGUCGUGCGCGGUACUGCGGUCGUGGUCGUGCCCAUAAUUAUGCUCGUGGUUUUAAUUUUGAUCAUAGCCGCAAUGGCAAUCAUAAGAAUGUAUCUUUUCACCAGAAAUGGAAAAAUACUGAAAAGAAUGAAAAAGGUGGUCAGAGUAGCAAAAAUAAAGAAAAUAUUUGUUAUCGUUAUGGAGGGAAAGGUCAUUGUGAUCGCACUUGUCGUACACCAAAACACCUUGUUGAUCUUUAUCAAAAAUUAUUAAAAAGUACAAAUACAAGAAUUGAGACACAUUUUACUAAUGAAGAUGGUGAUCCCGAUUAUGACAAUAUGGAUGUUACUCAUUUAGAGAUUGGUGAUUUCUUUGCUGAUCCAGAUGAAAAAAUUGAUCACCUUAUUGGAGAUGGAACUGUCAAGAAAUAG